AUGGCCAGCACUGCUUUUUCGACAAUUCCCUCGCCCUUGCAUCCAAAUGUCAAGUUCGCCGUUCGCCUUUCUCAAGAGCGGGGCCAUGCCGAUCACGGUUGGCUCAAGACGUUCCACACAUUCAACUUCGCUUCGUACUAUCACCCCGAUUAUGAUCAAUUUGGUAACCUACGGGUAAUUAACGAAGAUCGUGUUGAUCCCUCGAGUGGCUUCGGGAAGCAUCCCCAUCGCGAGAUGGAAAUCUUCUCCUACAUCGUCUCGGGCGAACUCGAGCAUAAAGACUCGAUGGGCAACGUCGAAAUCCUCAAACGUGGUGAUGUCCAAAUGACGUCAGCAGGCACGGGGAUUACCCACUCAGAAUUCAAUCGCAACACUUCCCAAGUCGUUCACUUCCUUCAAAUAUGGGUAACGCCUUCGACGUUCCGUCUCAAGCCCUCUUACUAUACCAGACACUUCACCGAUGCCGCCAAGACGAACAACCUGCUCAAAAUCGUCGCGCCUAUCCCUUCCGGCGCUGAAGAAGCAAAACACGAGGACGUUCCUGACUCGAGUCCGGCCCCGAUCCAUCAAAAUUUCGCACUUUACGCCUCGAUCCUCACUCCUGACUCCAACGGGAAAGUAACCUACUCCUUUGCUCCGUCUCCUUCUGUGACACGCAAUGUCUACAUCCACGUCAUCCAGACGAGUGGCUAUAGCACCAAACCCACACCCGAGAUUCAGAAAGGUGUCGCGAAAGUUGAAGUCAAUGGAGGCGUUGUGCUUGGUGAGGGAGAUGGGCUAUUCGCUGUUGGCUCCGGAACUGAAGGUGAAGGGAUCGUCCUGGUAAAUAUGGGCGAUGUGAAUGCGGAGGUGCUGCUCUUUGAAGCAUAA
This is a messenger RNA of Cantharellus anzutake, 870 nucleotides long. RefSeq lists its product as uncharacterized. The record is from RefSeq and is a predicted model, not a curated record. The coding region runs from base 1 to 870 and encodes 289 amino acids. Lineage: Eukaryota; Fungi; Basidiomycota; Agaricomycetes; Cantharellales; Hydnaceae. The transcript is spliced from 3 exons.